CGCAUCGAGUUUUCUGUCUCCAUUAUCAAUUUAUGCUGACAUCCGUGUCUAGGGAUGCAUUGCACGGAUGUGGAAGAGUUUCCACACCAUCGGCGCGACGGAGUUCGCGUUGCUCUAUUGUCCCUUCGGCCCCGCUUUCGUGCCCCGCUUCGUGCCGAGAGCACCCAUACACGAUCAGGCUAGACGCAGCGAAUCGCAUCAACUCCGAGUAGGGCAGAGGACAUACUUCAAUCUCGACUUCGAACGUGGUUCCGUGUCUCCUCAGGUCGCCAAGAUGGGGGACGGAAACGGGUGUAGAGAACAUCGAACGUCAAUUGAGUCGCGGAAUUCCAGUUCUAUCUCAUCUCCUCUUUUUGUGCCCUGCUCUCUGUCUUAUCGGUUGCGCCGACCUUCCAGAUUGAGGGGAGGAGUACUCGGUCAUGCUCCGGCGGUGCGAUACGAGAAGAAGCAGGGAUGCUGGAGGAAAGCGGGUAUUGAAUGGACGGACGUUGCUGAUGCUGCUAGCGACUCGGAGCCUUCGGGCGACUUCGAGGCCGAGUCGAGUUGUGGGAGUGCCCUAAGUUACUCUCCCUCCGCUGGGGCUCUCCGUCUUCUUGGGCAGUGGAAGAUGUACGAUUUGGGGACACUUCCUGCAUUGAGGCGCAAGGAGAAGCCGGUGAAUGGGAUGGUACACGUAAGCCGGCUUGACGAAGUGGGGGGGUGCAAUGUAUCCGAACUGAAGCGCAUCUCCCCGAAACAGAGUUGACUGUCCGUGGCAUAGGUUCUGACUCAGAGUUUCACGGCCAUUGCGCCUCGGCGGCAUUCCAUUAUGGUGCGCUCUCAUCCUCCUCAAUAAUCUUCGUGAGUAUCAACUUGAGCUUCUCACAUAUGCACAGAUGGAGCACAAUAUCCGCGCCUUACAAACGAG
Fomitopsis serialis is the source of this 907-nucleotide messenger RNA. RefSeq lists its product as uncharacterized. Bases 68 to 745 code for a protein of 225 amino acids. The transcript has 2 exons. The record is from RefSeq and is a predicted model, not a curated record. NCBI's taxonomy places the organism in Eukaryota, Fungi, Basidiomycota, Agaricomycetes, Polyporales, Fomitopsidaceae.